Linepithema humile (Argentine ant) is the source of this 1515-nucleotide messenger RNA. It is a transcript of the gene Dpck, whose product is annotated as Dephospho-CoA kinase. Gene Ontology annotation, molecular function: ATP binding; dephospho-CoA kinase activity. The record is from RefSeq and is a predicted model, not a curated record. NCBI's taxonomy places the organism in Eukaryota, Metazoa, Arthropoda, Insecta, Hymenoptera, Formicidae. Gene Ontology annotation, biological process: coenzyme A biosynthetic process.
CGAUCUCUCACUUCAACAAGUAAUGCUGGCAAGUCAUGUCUGUUUAAUGACUUUUUUUGUCGAUAUUAAUUGUGUAAAAUAUAUACCUUUUUGAGAUGUAUCUGGUCGGAUUAACAGGUGGCAUAGCCACAGGAAAAAGCACAGUCGCCGCUGUAUUUCGCGAGUAUGGUAUUCCUGUUAUAGAUGCUGAUUUAAUCGCUCGAAAAGUUGUUGAACCAGGAAAACCAGCGUGGCAUAAGAUAAAAAAAGAAUUUGGUCCAGAUGUGUUUUUGGAUACCAACUACUUGGACAGAGCAAAACUUGGCGAUUUAAUCUUUAACGAUGUUGAAAAUAGGAAGAAACUUAAUGCUAUCACGCAUCCUCCUAUAUAUAAAGAAAUAUAUUGGCAAACUAUUAAAUACCUCUUACAAGGUUAUGCAUUCAUAGUCUUGGAUUUGCCAUUGCUUUUUGAGACAGGACACAUGUUGAAUUACUUGCACAAAAUUAUAGUUGUAACAUGUGAGGAGGAUCUUCAGUUACAACGAUUAAUGGAACGCAGUGGAUUUACAGAAGCUAAAGCAAAACAAAGGAUAACCGUACAGAUGUCCUUGGAUAAGAAAGCAGAGAUGGCGAAUUUUGUAAUUGAGAAUUCAAGCAGUAUAAAAGAUACUAGAGAACAGACCGUAAAAGUAAUUAAUGUAUUACGAUCCUCCAAGCAUCAUUGGAAGUUGCGUGUUAUAGCAGGAUUUUGUUGUACCAUACUGUUAGCUGGCGCAUACUGGUUGAAAAACAGAAGUUCUAGAUUGUCCGCAGCAACAUAAAAUUAUGUCCUAUUGGAGUAAACCGGUGUAGACGAGUAAGCAUUUGUUUCCUUAUUAGUUAUUAAUUGUGGUUGCAUAGUGAUAUAAAAGUGAUUUAGUUAUAGAAAUACAAGAUAGAGAAAAAUAGAUAAUAACAUUCGUUAAAUCGCGGUAAUGGUUAUUACAAGUGUAGCAAUAAUUUUUGAAAGAAUUAAUACGUGCAAUAAAAAUCAAUUUUCUUACGCGAAAAUGAGAUAUUCAUGCAUAUUUUAAGCAUGUGCAAAUUGUAAUAACGUUCCAUUUGCGUACAACCAUUUCUUUGUAAAGCGCUAUAUAGCUAUUGUUUUAUAUGUAAUUGAGCAAAGAAAUGUACAGAAAUAUACAUCGUGUGUCAUGUGCGUGUACUUCGUGUACAUGUAUGUAUGCCUGCAAAGUGCAUGUAUACUGCGCAAUAAAAAAUUAUAUUAAUAUAGAACGAGAGUAACGAGAACAAUCUGCCCCACGCGAUCAAUAAGACAGAAAGAGACAUAAAGCGGAAAAAUAGAGAGAUGAUCGUUCGCAACCAAUUAAAUAAUUCUGAUCGUUAAAACGAAUUACAUUUAGUUGCAGUUCUUUGUAUCAUCUAUAUCAAAAAUGUGUGUUCGUGAGAGUGUCAUGUAAUUAGUUGAAGCAUUUAUUAAACCGGAUGUAUAACGGCAUUCAAUAAUAAACGAAAAAAUGGAUAUUUGGCUACUAA